ACGUCGGCUUCGGCUACAUAAUCACAUAGCGCGUACGUUGCACUCAACACGACGGCUUACGAUUUAAUUGUUUCUAUCGUAAGCUGGUUUAUCUAAAACAUGUCUACCUCACGGACAAUCAUAUAUUUGUUAAGAAAUGACUUGCGUCUUCACGAUAAUGAGGUGUUGCACUGGACCCAGAGAACAGCAGACUAUGUCGUGCCCCUGUACUGUUUUGACCCUCGUCAUCACCUUGGGACAGCCAACUACAACCUACCUUGUACUGGCCCCUUCCGCCUGCGGUUCCUGCUGGACAGCAUCCAAGACGUUAGGGCCAGUCUGUUGUCCAGGGGCAGCAACCUGGUGGUCAGGCGAGGUCGGCCAGAAGAGGUGGUUGGAGACCUCAUUAAACAACUGGGUUCUGUCAGCGCUGUGGCCUUUCAUGAAGAGGUGGCACCAGAAGACCAGAAGGUAGAGAGAGGUGUGAGGGAUGUAUGUUCUCAGAUGAAAGUGAAGGUUUACACCUGUUGGGGGUCAACGUUGUACCAUAGAGACGACCUCCCAUUCAACCACCUAUCCAGGCUACCUGAUGUGUACACCCAGUUCAGGAUGGCUGUGGAGAGCAAGGGUCGGGUAAGGCCAGUACUGCCCACCCCAGGCCAGCUGAAGCCUCUCCCUCCUGGGUCGGGGCUGGACGAAGGGCCCAUCCCCUCCCCAGAGGAGCUGGCCCAGACAGAAGCAGUAAGGGAUCCUCGCUCCGCCUUCCCCUUCAGCGGGGGGGAGAGCCAGGCCCUGGCCCGGCUACAGCACUACUUCUGGGACACUGAUGCUGUUGCCACCUACAAAGAGACUCGUAAUGGCCUGAUAGGACCAGACUAUUCCACCAAGUUUUCUGCUUGGCUGGCUUUGGGCUGUAUCUCUCCCAGGUAUAUUUACCAACAGAUCAAGAAAUAUGAAAGUGAACGAACAGCCAGUCAGAACACUUACUGGGUGAUAUUUGAGCUACUGUGGAGAGACUAUUUCAAGUUUGUGGGAGCAAAGUAUGGAGACAGAAUGUUUGACAUCAAAGGCCUUCAGGACAAGUCCAUCCCAUGGAAGACUGACAUGAAGCUGUUCAAUGCGUGGAAAGAGGGGCGUACCGGCGUGCCGUUCGUUGACGCCAACAUGCGGGAGCUGGCGCUGACUGGGUUUAUGUCCAACAGGGGGCGCCAGAAUGUAGCCAGUUUCCUCACCAAGGACCUGGGACUGGACUGGAGGAUGGGUGCCGAGUGGUUCCAGUACCUGCUGGUGGACCAUGACGUGAGCAGUAACUAUGGCAACUGGCUGUACUCUGCCGGGAUAGGAAAUGACCCACGAGAAAACCGAAAGUUCAACAUGAUCAAACAGGGGCUCGACUAUGACAACAAUGGGGAAUACGUGAGACAGUGGGUUCCUGAGCUCCAGGGGAUCCGAGGGGGAGACGUUCACACGCCCUGGACUCUUAGCUCCUCCUCCCUGUCUCACUCACAGUUAACCCUUGAGGAGACCUACCCCUCCCCCAUCGUGAUGGCGCCAGAAUGGAGUCGCCAUGUCAACAGGAAACUGUCUGGUGCCGGGGCCUCUGCCAGGGGAAGGAAAGGCCCAUCACACACCCCGAAACAGCACAAGGACCGAGGAAUAGACUUCUACUUCUCCAAGAGCAAGAACUUCUAACAGAGUUGACUGACUGCAAAGAUAAAAAUAUGAAUAAAAUGGGUUUGACCCAUUCCUGCCGGGUCACUGAGCCAGGAUGGAUGAAUCUUUUGAUUUCUAUUUUGAGUUUCAGAGAUCAGUUAUUUCUGAGUGAACACAAGAAGGUGGACCUGGUUACAAAAGCGUAGAGGGGACAUUUUUGCUGCGAGGUCAUCAGGACUAGGCAUUUAAUGACAAAAAUGUUGUCUGUUUCAGUGUGUUGUGGAUGGUGGUUGACCUGUGAAUGCACACAACACUGCUCCUGAAACAUUUGUUUUACAAUAACGUGCAAUAUUUGUAUUAUGUUUCAUAAUGCAACUGUUUUUUGAGUGCAUUGCCUUUUUUAGUAUGCUCUUACAAGAGCCUUAUUAAAUCACUUUAUACCACA
Esox lucius (northern pike) is the source of this 2077-nucleotide messenger RNA. RefSeq names its product cryptochrome DASH (gene cry-dash). The coding region runs from base 100 to 1671 and encodes 523 amino acids. The transcript has 13 exons. The record is from RefSeq and is a predicted model, not a curated record. NCBI's taxonomy places the organism in Eukaryota, Metazoa, Chordata, Actinopteri, Esociformes, Esocidae. Gene Ontology annotation, molecular function: deoxyribodipyrimidine photo-lyase activity; FAD binding; damaged DNA binding. Gene Ontology annotation, biological process: photoreactive repair.